AUGGAAAUGGGGGACUUGUUUUUGGGACCUUUUGCGCGUUGCUGCAGCAUCAAGCAUGUUCUGCCGUCUUUCAUUGAUGGAACAGAUUCAGGAUUUGACGAUUCUGUUGAUAGUGUUUGUUCCUGGCAAAAUGAGAGACCUGGACUCGCAGACUGUUGGAUGCUGCGGAAAUUGGGCAUGAGCAACAUUCCACUGUUACAUUCAUUGUGCAUCCUAUUUUAUUCUUAUUGUGCUACUCUCGCUCAGCUCAGUCCGUCCUACUUGGGGAUCUGGACAGCCACACGUUGCGUCAGCGGAGGAAAGACUGCUGGAUGGCGAGGGCACGGCCAGGAGCCGCAAGGAUCGCGAGCAGGGAUAAAUAUGAGGAUGUACUAG
This is a messenger RNA of Pochonia chlamydosporia 170, 375 nucleotides long. RefSeq lists its product as hypothetical. The coding region runs from base 1 to 375 and encodes 124 amino acids. The record is from RefSeq and is a predicted model, not a curated record. The transcript has a single exon. Lineage: Eukaryota; Fungi; Ascomycota; Sordariomycetes; Hypocreales; Clavicipitaceae.